AUGCUGGAAGCCACCUCUUCUGAUUUGGGAGGAGCAGCCACACCCUGCAUGGACUCACCAGCUGACAACAAUCCCAACCCAACCAACUCAGAGGAGCUGGGUUUGGUUUCAGCCGUCCCGAUGAUCGGAUGUAUAAAUGUUGCAACGGCCCCUUGGCCUGUGUGCAGUUGCAGAGACACCUCCUUUUGCUGCAGUUGCUUUUCAGUGAUCUUAUUUUCCUCUGUGGCGAAAAACAAGAAGAUGGGAACCUGUUGGAUUUUGCUGGGUCUGCUCUCCAUCUGCAGCCUCUGCUUUAGUCAAGAUUGCGCUCAAGAGUUAAUCGAGAAUGUGGAUUUCCCGGGAUCAGAUAUAACCACUCUCUGCUCUCCGGAUGCAAGGCACUGUCAGCAGCUGUGCACCGAGCACCCCUCCUGUCUCUUCUUUACCUUUCUUCGACAUGACUGGACCAAAGAUAAGAGGAACUUCUACUGCUACCUCAAGUCCACUCCCUCUAAAAAGCCCAACGUCCGGACUCCACUACAGGGUGUCACUUCGGGCUUUUCUCUCAAAUACUGCAACCCAGAGCUGCAACCAACUUGUCGGUCUCCGCUGUACCAGAACAUGGCCUUCCCGGGGGCAAACUACAAAUCGUUGUUCACGUCCAGUGAUGAAGAGUGCCAGAGGGUCUGCUCGCAGGACCCUCACUGUCGUUUUUUUACUUUUGUAAAUGGCGUCUUCAAACCAGGGACCAUAAGAUACAAAUGUCACCUUAAACACAGCUGGUCGGUACCGAGGACUCCUGUUAUAAAGAGAGAGGUUGGGGCAGUAUCUGGAUUCUCCCACAAACUGCAAAUAACUCCAUACUCUAAACCAGUUUGCCAGGGAAAGCUUCUCUUAAACACUGACAUCCGAGGACGCGACAUUGAAAAUCUGCCCGCCGCCUCUGCUGAACACUGUCAGGCUCUGUGCACUGAUAAACCACGCUGUACAUAUUUCUCUUAUACCAGUCGUAACUUCCGAUGUUGCCUGAAGGGAAAUCCAUCUGUAUUGGUGACCAGAACCAAAGUGGGAGUCACAUCUGGGAUACCGGUGCACUUCUGCCGGAUGGAUGACAGUUGGCUUCAAGUGUCUCAUGAAGGAGUCAGUUUCCAAGGUUCUGACCUUCGCUUUGAGUUGAUGCAUGAUCCAGACACGUGUCAGAGGACCUGUACUACAGAUCCUCUUUGCCAGUUCUACACCUACUUCAAUGAAUCCUACUCCAACUCUGCUUUCAGGGGCCGCUGUUAUCUCAAGCGUGUCAUCACAGCACCUGCUCCUCCAAGAGUUAAAAAUUGGAAUAAUUUCGUGUCCGGAUUCUCCCAGAAGAACUGUGUGUAGAGACACACACACACACACUUUCCUUAUCCUCAUUCAGGCCGGAACGCCACUUCACACCCACACACACACCUCUCUGGACUGUUGGUUGGUCCUCACAUGAUCAGUUGUUUGCCAUUUAAAACACAGAUGAUUGUUUUUGUGUUGUAACUUGAAAAAUAAAACUGACAAUGAAAUAA
Hippoglossus stenolepis (Pacific halibut) is the source of this 1532-nucleotide messenger RNA. RefSeq names its product coagulation factor XI-like. Bases 1 to 1356 code for a protein of 451 amino acids. Gene Ontology annotation, molecular function: protein binding. Gene Ontology annotation, biological process: proteolysis. The record is from RefSeq and is a predicted model, not a curated record. Gene Ontology annotation, cellular component: extracellular region. Lineage: Eukaryota; Metazoa; Chordata; Actinopteri; Pleuronectiformes; Pleuronectidae. The transcript has 10 exons.